This is a messenger RNA of Linum trigynum, 4842 nucleotides long. NCBI's taxonomy places the organism in Eukaryota, Viridiplantae, Streptophyta, Magnoliopsida, Malpighiales, Linaceae. The record is from the annotation of a GenBank genome assembly.
ACUACCCACCUUUUUCUCCUUCCAGGCCCACGUUCUCAUUUAAUUUGUAUUUAUUUUCAAAACAACAAAAUCCAGAGGCAAAGCUCCUUCCUCUUCCCCUUCGCAUCAGUUCCUUUGUUUUUUUCGUCUGCAAAGGAAACUCGGGUAUCAGGCAACGAAAGGGGAAGAUCUAGGUUUCUGAGUUGCGACGGCCAGAGGUGGGGAUUCCAAUUUUGGUUCGUCGGUGAGCAAAUUCAAAAUCUCUUUUGUGUGACCUCGCCUAUUGGGGCCUUCUCUACUCGGAUUCUCCAGUUCCCGUUCUGGAUUGCUCCCUGUUGAUGGAUAUAGUCGGCGACGCUAUUCUCCAAGACUGAGUGAAUGACAACCGAGCAACAGCAAAAGGGGAACCAGCUAGAGGGCCAUGCGCUCGAUUUUGACGUCGAAUAGUUCGCAAUUCUGGUUGGAGAGGAACAAAGGACAAAGGAGGCUCGCUAACCAGUCACAACUUCAUCUGUUGUCGGGAUGUUCAGAUCCGGUGCUAUGAACUGUGGGCAUGUCAUUCUGAUGACUCGAUAUUUGCACAUGUUUUCCCCUUUGUUUCUUGAUCGUUUAAGCUUGCAUUAUCGCUUCUUUGGCCUAUUUUACGCUAGGUUGUGUUCCUUUGUCAUAUUUCAGGCCCUAGCACAUAAAGUGAAGCGUAGGCGCAAGUUUCAAGUCAAUCGGAGAUCAUUUGGCAAUUCGGGAGAAGAAACACGAGCAUGACCUGAGGAAUAAUGGAUUUCUACCUCAUAUAAUGGACAAAUUAUCAUGAAAGUUUGUUAUGAAAAGAAAGAGGACGAGACUACGAGCGUCUGGGUUCAAACGGCGACUGAUUUGGAGUCCGGGCGAGGGAGAAACGAAGCUUUGAACAAGAGCGGAGGAAGAAUUACGGGCAGGAGAAUUACGACCGUAAUUUCCCCUCCCAUGCCCGUAUUUUCACUGACGAGAGGAGCUUUGGGUGCGCUGAAACUUAACCAAAACGCGUGUUUUGGGCAAAAUACGGGCAUGGAAGAAUUACGACCGUAAUUCAGCCCGUAAUUCGCCCAGAAUCGGGUUUUUGAGGCCAAUUUCGAGCCAAGGGAGAGGGAGAGCUGGGUUUUGGAUCCCAAACACCCAAGGGACGAACCCUAGAGAGAGAGAGCGACUUGGGAACAUUCUUGGAGCUAUUUUGGAGGAUUUCUUCGCCAUUGGAGCUCGGGAAUCAAGCUUGGAGAUGGAGAUUGAAGAUCUAGAUCAGAUUUCUGCAGUCUCUCUCUUCUCUAUGGAGUAACUUCCCUUCACUUAGGUUUUGAGGAACCCUAGUUCCAUGAGUUAGGAUCUUUCUUGUAUGAAGUUUUGGAUGCUAUAUUGUUUGAUUAUAAUCGAAUGAUGCAUGUUUAUUGAGUCAAUUGAAGUCUGAUCAACUUUUCCUGAUUUCUGCUUCAACCUAAGAUAGAUAGAAUCUGAUUAGGUUGCUAGAGCCUCAUCAUUCGGUAGUAGGAGAUUGGCUAUACGAGAGUUAGCCAGUUUACUGCUUUGUACUGGAAUCCAAUUCCAGUAGUGGAGUUCUGUGCUAAUUGCUUCAGCUUUCUAUCCCGGUGAAGACUAGUCGUCUGCCGGAUAGUUAGACUGAGAGGGCUUGGUCAGCUUAAGAGAUUCCAAGCUACUGUCGGAUCUUCCGCAGUUUAAUCAACAGUAAAACAACCAGAGGUAAUUGCAACUUGGACCUAAUUAAGGAGCUAGGGGGAAUCAUACCUAAGUGAGUUCCCAAACUGUAAUUAGUAGUUUUACUUAGUUUAGUUAGUAGAAUAGUUUAGUUAAUCAAUCCUUAAUCUAAUUUGCUAGAUAAUGAACUGAAGCUGAGUAAUAGUAACUCUAGAGACCCGUGGAUUCGAUAUUUAUUACUUGUGCCACUAUACUGCAGUCCCUUUCAUUGGUUACACUUGGCCAUUGUUAGGUGUUGUGUUUUAGCGCAUCAAGUUUUUGGCGCCUUUGCCGGGGACUUUCUAGAUUAUUAGGAAAGGCAGAAGUUUGUUACUUUAGCGUUUUUCUUUUCUUUUCCACCCUUGCUUUUCACUUGGGUGUUUUUUUUUGUUUUUGUUGGUGCAGAUCUGAAUCAUGGAUCCGCGUGGCUUCUCCAACCAGUGGGGGUAUCCACCACCAUCCGAGUGGUAUUACCCCGAGACUCCCUGGAGCAAUCAUGGAGGAGAAGACUAUGGAUUCGGGUUUCAGUACCAACCCCCUUACUAAGGAGAACAAUCAGACCCCUGGGCAUAUCAAGAACAAUCUCCUUAUCAAGAAGAAUUCCUCCCACAACAAGAAGGGCCAUCAGAUCUUGAGUUAGCCACAGCCUUCACGGGCCACUCUGCAGAGCCAUGCUACACUUCACUGGAAGAUCCGAACAAACAAUUAAGGCUUCUCGUUGAGCAGUUUGCUCGAGACACUGAGAGAUCAUGCUCCAAGAUGGAUCUUCAAAUCAAAGCCCUUGCUGCUUCCGAUCCCUCAUUUCUCCAUGAUAUGGAGGAGACUGUUCAGCGCUCAGCGAAGCAAACAGAGUGGGUGGAGCAAGUUUGCUCACAUCUUGCUCAAGAUCACCUUUCUGCUACCACGCUAGAAGAGGUGGAGGAUGACAAAGGCUAUGGGGAUGUUGAGGAGCAUACAUAAGUUAUCACAGAGAACUCCCAUGAUAAUCAUGAUCAGGAAAGUCCUCUGGUUGCAGAUCACACAAUUCCUUAUUUCUGCUCUAACAUGCUGGGCCCGAGCGAGGAGAUGCAAGAUGAUCUCAUUGAAGAAAUUACAUGGCGACUUGCUCUCCAAUUUGUGCUAGAAGAAGAAGAGCAAGAAAGGGUGCAGAAAGAAGUUGUGGAGGAUGACGAAAGUGAAGCAGGAGGAGUUCUUGAUCAUUUCCCAGGGGUGAUACCACAUGAAGAAGAAAGGGGGGGUUGAAGAAGCAAUUGGCGUCCAGGCUGAGAACGGAGUUAAGGUGGAAGAGGCCUGCACCGGCCAUGAGUUGCAAGUGAUAUCCCCACCAAACUUUGAGGAACUGCUUAGCAAGGACCCAUUUGCAGUGUCUCUUUGCCAGACCAAGGCCACAUCAACAUCGGUCCCUCUUGGUGGACGCGAUGGUGGCCAAUCGAUGCUGUCAUAUCUGGUUUGGGACAAUGAGACGAGAGAAGAGAAGAAGAGGUCUCGAGGGUGGAGACUUCAUCUGCAUCAAGUACAUGAGCCUUUAUCACCUGCCACACUACAUGCUCGUGACUUGAGACUCCACCUCAUCGACGAGAACCUCAACUUCAAGGAGGUUCUAGCAUGGACCGAAACUUAGGAGCCAUCGUCCGGCUCACGACGUGAAAGAAGCGCUUGUUGGGAGGCAACCCAACCAGUCGGUUUGCAUUUCUUUCUCUAUUUCUCCUCGGUUGAGUCAGUUUUGUUAUUUGAUUUUAGAGUCAAUAACUCAACCUUUGUGAGAUUUUGUGUGGUGUUUGGGGUGUGACCACUCUCUCCUCCUGGAAUACACCGCUUGCCUCGUCCACCAUCAUUCACCCUGGAUUUGGUAACUUCGUUCUACCCUCCUUAUCUUUCCUCCAUUGAGGACAAUGUCGUGCUUAAGUGUGGGGGGAUUGAUGUUCGAUUAUGUAUGCGGGUGAAUGUUUGGCUGUUUGUGUGCUUGGAGCCUAGUCCACUGUCCAAAAUUUUAAAUUUGAGGGCUCCAAGUACGUGUUUCCUUGCAAAUUGCCUGCUCAGUAUGCUUUGAAUUGACAGUCUCUAUAGUAAUGUGCAACCUAGGGAGGUAGUGUAGCACUAUGGAGGAUGUUGAAGUAUAAGAUUUUUUCUAUCUAGCUCUCUGCUGUGCCAGUUGAUUUUGUGAAUUAGUGGAGCUAAGACCGUUGAAUUCAUGUGGUAAUGGUGACUCUGUUUGAAUUGUGUUAUGGACUCGUGUAUCGAACAGGGUGCUCAUGUGGAAAAUGAAAAGCAGUUGGUCCUCCAUGUCGAAAUCAUUAAAUCUUAAACAUGGGGUAAGCCCAACGUGUGUGGCACCGUUCAUUGCACAAAAUCGGGUUUUGGAAGAGAUUUUAGUGAUCCUUAGUGGGGUACUCCUACAAGGUGAAGCUAAGCUAUCUCUAGUACAAGUAAAAUUUUCACCCGUUGAACGGUUUGCCUACUUGAGGAUGUGUUUUUAAGGGCACUGAUAGAGCUUCCGACCCCCUUAAUUUCAUUGACCCUCCGCACGAGUUGAGGAAAAGGAGUUAAAAGAAGUACUCUGGCGAGCGCCAGAUGUACAUAAAUUGCUCUUGCUCGACUAAUAAGGGUCGACCGUGCAAAAGACUGCAGUUGGAACCCCCGCCAAGUGAAUGAAAAAGAAAAAAAAGUAAAAUGAAAGUGAAAGGGGUUCCAACGGUGAAAUGAAGUGAAAGAGCACCCCGGUACAUCGAGUUCUUGGUUGUGAAUGCUGUGAGUCCCUUUAUCCAUGAACUGACUGUCUUACUUCUACUUCUUCUCAUGAUCCUGGCUUGAGUCUAGUACUCGCAUUGAGAGAGAUAGGGAACGUCUUAGAAGACCAGUUGACCUCGUAAGCUGCUAUAUGAUCUAGGAAAUCCUCUACCGACGAUCAGGGUUGUAUGUUGCUAUAGAGGUCUGGAGAGCUGCAUUGGUUUGAGUUAGGUUUGCUUGGGGACAAGCAAACAGUUAAGUGUGGGGGGAUUUGAUGACUCGAUAUUUGCACAUGUUUUCCCCUUUGUUUCUUGAUUGUUUAAGCUUGCAUUAUCGCUUCUUUGGCCUAUUUUAUGCUAGGUUGUGUUCCUUUGUCACAUUUCAGGCCCUAGCACAUAAAGUGAAGCGUAGGCG